Molecule: messenger RNA, 1126 nt
Organism: Ananas comosus (pineapple)
Lineage: Eukaryota; Viridiplantae; Streptophyta; Magnoliopsida; Poales; Bromeliaceae
Product: tropomyosin-1, isoforms 33/34-like
Exons: 4
Coding region: 1-879 (292 amino acids)
Source: RefSeq, a predicted model, not a curated record
AUGGGUACGGAUGGGAAGCCGCAUCGGAUCGCCGGGAAGAUGACGCCCUUUUUCACGGAGCCUUCCCCUUCUACCUCUCUUCUUGCUCAUCGUCCUCGUCUCGACGAUGACCACGACGACGAGACGAAGGGGGACGCCGCAGCGGCGGCGGGGGCGGCCGCCGGGAGCCCCUUGUCGCCGCUCUCCUUUCCGGCGAGCGGCGGCGAGGAACCCGAGCCUCGUCCUCCUCCACCGCCUCCGCCUCUGCCACUGCCACCGCCCCCGCCGAAUUUGCCGGCGACGAAACCCUCGUCCAAGAACUCGAAGCACCCCAACGAGAGAAUUAAAGAGUUCAGAAAUACGAUCGCCUCAUUAUAUGCAGAAAGGGACAUUCUUCAGCGAGAAAUAGAACAGUACAAGAUUCACUGUUCCAUGUUAAAGACGAAUAAUUCCCUGCUGAGAGAACGCACAUUGAAGUUGCUGGAGAAUCAGAUGGCAUCGCCGGAGCCGCCGCCGCCGUCCACCGUCGGCGCACCGCCGACAGACUCCGCGGCGGCGCGCCGACAGCGGCCGCAGGCGAAGCGAAAGGUGGAAUUCGAAUUCGAUCUGAACAAGAUUUCGGAGGAGGCGGCCGCAGCUGCCGCAACGGCAGAAGGGGAGGCGGCGGCAGCAGCAGCAGCGGCAGAGGGGGAGGCUGUGGUGGCUGCCGACGCCAACGCCGAUGCCGAUGCUGCCGCACGGAGCGCGCACAAGGCCGCCAUAUCGGCGGAGGCGAGGAGGCGGAGGAUGGAGAUACAGCGCGCGAAGAGCGCCGCCGCAGCCGCAGCAGCAGCCGCCGCCGCCGCCGCCGCCGCGGGAUCGAUGCCGUGGACGGCCCACAAGAUGCCACGUCUGCGGUGACGAUGAUGAUAGAAGAUGAGUGCUGCUCUUCACUAAUUUUUAUUUUUAAUUUCAUACCGUAUUAUUGGUUUUUAUUGGCCAGUCGUGUAGUAGCUGUCGUUGGUUAAUUAAUUAAUUAAUUCAGGUUUUUUUUGGCCUAUUGUGGUGCGGAGAGAGAGUAGUGUAAAGAUACCACGGCGAUGGUAAAAGAGAUAAUGCUUAUAUACGAAGAAGUGGUCCCCGAAAUAUCAGAUUUUUUUUAUUUUUA